Molecule: messenger RNA, 729 nt
Organism: Dama dama (fallow deer)
Lineage: Eukaryota; Metazoa; Chordata; Mammalia; Artiodactyla; Cervidae
Product: short palate, lung and nasal epithelium carcinoma-associated protein 2A-like
Exons: 7
Coding region: 1-729 (242 amino acids)
Molecular function (GO): lipid binding
Source: RefSeq, a predicted model, not a curated record
AUGUUUCAGCUUUGGAAACUUGUUCUCUUGUGCGGCCUGCUCGCUGGGACCUCAGCAUCUCUUCUUAACGAUCGUGGCAACAGUUUUCUGAGGACAGUGAAUUCUGGUCUUGAGAGCAGACUUGGCAUCUUUGACAGUACAUCUGAAAUUAUACUUCAGAGGUUGAAGACUGAAUUGGAAUCCAGAUGUUUGGAUGAGGUUGUGGAGGAGACCCUGGAAACUGAGAAUUUGUUGGAACAACUCAUUUCUAGAAUUUUUCAAGAAGUGAACAGUGAUACAAGGGUGAGAAUCAGGAACGUCCAGGUCCCGGAUAUCAAAUUUGAAGCGACUUCUGACGACAGUGCUGAUGUGACAAUCCCCAUCACUGCUGACGUCACCGUGAACCUGCCUCUGUUGGGUGACAUUGUUGACCUGGGCCUCAAAGUGGACCUCCAAACUAGUGUCAGCAUUGAAACUGAUGCCGAGACUGGUGACCCCAAGGUGGUUGUGGGAGAAUGCACCAACAACCCAGAAAGCGUCUCACUCACGGUGUUGCACAGACGCUUUAGGCUGCUCAGUGAUGCUGUGGACUUUGGAGUCAACCUUGUAAGACAGUUGGUGUCCUCUGUAGUGCACAAUGAGCUGUGCCCACGAAUCCGUGAACUCCUUGAAAGCCUGGAUGUAGAGUGUGUUAAGAAACUCAUCGGUGAGCCUCAGAACACCCAACAGGAAACUAAAGUGCGCAAGUGA